UUUACAUAUAUUAUUGAAAUAUUUUACUAACACUUUAGUUGAAAGAAUGGUAUCAAAGUUCUUACUUUUUUAUUGCAUUUCAAUGCACGUUAUUGUACAUUCAUCUGCGGUAUAUAAUGCAGCAGACGAAUCCAUUGCAGUGAGAGCAAAAAGAAAUUUACUAUGUAGAGAAAAACAGUAUUUACAAAAACAACCGAUGAGUAGUGAAUUGAGAAAUUUUAUUAAAAGACAUAAGCGUAGCGCAAGCUCUACCAAAUCGAGGAUUAAACACUCUAUAGAAGAGAAUAUGUAUGUCUUUAAGGACGGAAACAUAGUACAGCUAAACAAAAUCACAAAAAGAAAUAAGGACAAUAGAAAUAAUAGUACUAAUACUAAUACUAAUAAUACCAUUGACGUUAGACAAAAGGGACAAUAUAAGGUGCUACCGUUAAUAGUACCGCUCACACCAGAUCCCUGUGUAGAAAGUACUCGCACUACAACAGCAAAACCAGCAGUUAAAACCACUUGCAUAGCCGUAACUGUAACUAAUACCCCAACCAGCAAUACACCUUUUGUUUUAGGCCGUCACCACCAACCAGUUGAAGAAAUAGAUGUAGAACAAGAAGAAUUCGAAGAGGGGAAACAAUCAACGGAGCAUAUAUUAAGUAAAGUCAUACAAGAUGUCCAGGAGUUAAUUAAAUUACAGAAUGAGCCGAAACUUGAUGGUGAAUCAACUUUGUGUAACGUUACAGGUGACUGGGAUAGUUACGCGGGAGGAAUGCAAAUUAGAAUUGUACGAGGAAAUCAACUGAAAACUCUCAAAGCUACCAUAGUACCAAAGGAACCACCUGGAGAAGGAUUUCUAGCUGAUAGCGACUGGAAAGUUACAGCCUUAAUGCCUUUUCAAUAUUCUUAUAUGCUAGCGAUUAUUGCUUUAUCUGAAAAAGGUAAACGAGUAGCGAUGUUUUGUGGAGAAUGCAGAAGCUGUGAAGGAUCUGAUACUAUUAGUGGAUACUGGAUGAUACGACGGAAAUCGAAGAAUUGUAAAGAUCGAGAAGAAGCAAAUCAGUUUAUCAGCGACGUUUUGAGAAAGAAUAACAUUAGAAAAUUACAGAAGGAACAUCUUGCAGUGAUUUCACCUACUGCUGCGCAUCAUGUUGCUAAUGAAGGCAGUGAUAUUUAAUGUAAUUUUUUAAUUUUUUAUUAAUUUUGAAUUACUUCUCUUUAAUUUUUUUCUCAUACAAUUCGUACUUUUAAUUUUGCAAAUACAUAUUUUUUUAUAAACAUU
Messenger RNA from Diabrotica virgifera virgifera (western corn rootworm), 1267 nucleotides. RefSeq lists its product as uncharacterized. The transcript has 2 exons. Lineage: Eukaryota; Metazoa; Arthropoda; Insecta; Coleoptera; Chrysomelidae. The record is from RefSeq and is a predicted model, not a curated record. Bases 47 to 1162 code for a protein of 371 amino acids.